UUUCAAUUUUCGAACUUAAGACAAAAUCUCCAAAACCCUCUUUUUUUUUUCAAUUCUCUCACAUCCGCUCUUUCUUUCUCUCUCUCAUCUGCAAAUCUGGAGAACAAUCAAGAAGACGAACGCAUCUCCGUCAAUUCAAAUCCACACCCACCAUUUUCAGGUACUUUUCCAGAAAAACCCUUCUCUGGAAUUUCAUAUUAUAGCUCAAUUUCUUCAAUUUCACUUCAAAUUGUCCCACUUUAUAAAAGAAAAUCAUGGUUAGAGAGCAAAGAGUGGAGACAUUUUACUCCAAAUUACGCGAUUCUUCAUUACGAUCCUCGAAUAAUUCACCGGAAUUCUCUGAUUCUGCUUUAGCUUCUUCCCCUUUGUUAAUCUUCCCUUCCACUUCAGAUGUAGAUUCUCUCUGUGCCCUUAAAAUUAUUUUUCAUAUCCUUGAGUCGGAUUCAAUACAAUAUGCUUGUUACCCGGUAUCGUCUUUUAAUGAGAUUCACAAGUAUUUGGAGCCUAGUUUGAGCUUAUCACCUGAUACCCCUCUCACUAUGCUGCUUAUAAAUUGGGGAAGUCAUAGAGAUCUGAGGAAGUUGUUGAAUUUGUCGCAAUCGAUGCGGGUUUUUGUCGUUGAUAGCCACCGUCCUAUCCAUUUACAUAACUUGAGUGAAGGGAACGAUCAGGUGGUUGUGCUUUAUACUAAAGAUGAUGAGGAACAAGCUGAUUUGACCUAUGAUUUUGAUAUUUGGCAGUUGGCUAAUGUGAGUGAUUUGAACAGUGAUGAUGAGGGAGGUGAGGAGAGUGAUGAAGAGGAGAGCGAAAGCGAGAGCGAGAGUGAUGACGAGGGAGGAGAUGGUGAGGGUAGGAAGAAAAGGAGGGUUUCAGAUGAAGGAGAAGCUGAUCCAGUUAAGCUUUUUAGGAGGUUGAAAAAGCAGUAUUAUGAGAUGGGUACAUUUCAUGGUAAGCCAUCUGGGUGUUUGAUGUAUGAUUUAUCGCAUUCAUUGAGGAAAAACACGAAUGAGCAGCUCUGGUUAUCCUGUGUUUCGAUAACUGAUCAGUUUGUUCAUGAGAGGCUGACCACUGAGAGGUACCAAGCUGGGGUUAUGGAGCUGGAGCAGCAUAUUAACAGUCUAGGGAAUUUGGAUGCUAUUACCUCAAUUACUCUGAAAGAUGGGACUAAAAUUCGUGCUCCUGAUUCUUCUAGGAUUGCGUAUGAGGAUGAGCCGAGGUUGAUGUUGCUAAGGGAGUGGAAUUUGUUUGAUUCAAUGCUGUGUUCUUCUUACAUUGCAACAAAGUUGAAGACUUGGAGUGACAAUGGGAUGAAGAAGCUUAAGCUUCUUUUGGCUAGGAUGGGAUUUGCACUUAUUGACUGUCAGCAGAAGUUUCAGUACAUGAGUAUUGAAGUUAAGCGGAAAAUGAAGGAUGAAUUCGAGCGAUUUCUGCCUGAAUAUGGGCUGACUGAUUUCUAUUACAGAAGUUUUUUGCGGCUUCAUGGGUAUAGCUCAAGAGUUUCUGCUGCAGAUGUGGUAUAUGGGGUCACUGCCCUUUUGGAGUCUUUCAUCAGGUUUGAUGGCUCUUGUACUUCUAAGCAGUUUGGGGUAGCUUAUGAUGCAUUGUCAUUGAAUAACUUAGAUCAAUUGAGGCUUGGAAUGCAGAAUGCAAUAAAGGUACAGCGCGCUAUUCUAAGACAAGGAAGCACAGCUAUAACCAAAAGGGGUUCAAUAAGAAGUGGGAGGAAAUUUAGGUGGGUCAAACUUGAAGAUUCAGCAGAUACAAAGCUCUUAGGAUAUCCUCAAGCAUUAACUAAGUUCUGCUAUUUUGUGAUGGAUGCGUUGCGAGAGAAAGGGGCAAGAAUGAAACCACUGCUGUGUGCUUGUUUAGCACAAGAACAAGGUAAAGUCCUGAUUGUUGGGGUGACAGGGAAGCCUCGACUUGGAGCAGUACAAGGUAAUGCAUUUGGUAUGGCUUUCAAGAAUGCAGCCCAAGAGAUAGGUGUCGAGUUUUUCCACGAGCUCUUCGAAUCAUCGUGGAUAAUAUUAGAUAAAGUUGCUGUCAAUUCUUUCAUGGUGAGGUUAACUGAAAAACUGUAGUUAUACAAUGAUUCGAAUCGUAUUUCCUCAUAUAUUGUACUACUACUAGUGAGUAUCAAGUGUAAACAUCAAUUAACUCGGCCUUUCAUUGCUGUGUUUAAUAAUAUUGUUGCGUUUAUGCCUUGAAUGGUUGAUUUUUGGGGUGACUUAGUAACAGUAAAAGGUAAUAGAAGUAUAUUUCAGCA
This is a messenger RNA of Beta vulgaris subsp. vulgaris (sugar beet), 2263 nucleotides long. Its product is annotated as cell division control protein 45 homolog. Gene Ontology annotation, biological process: DNA replication initiation; mitotic DNA replication preinitiation complex assembly; double-strand break repair via break-induced replication. Gene Ontology annotation, molecular function: chromatin binding; DNA replication origin binding; single-stranded DNA binding. Gene Ontology annotation, cellular component: DNA replication preinitiation complex. The coding region runs from base 255 to 2078 and encodes 607 amino acids. NCBI's taxonomy places the organism in Eukaryota, Viridiplantae, Streptophyta, Magnoliopsida, Caryophyllales, Amaranthaceae. The record is from RefSeq and is a predicted model, not a curated record. The transcript has a single exon.